CAUGGUGUGGUCCGAUCCCAGGUCAUAAUUUCAGUUGAUGUCAGUUGGGUUGUUAACUUCCAUCGUUUGCUGCAUGGAUGUGCAUGAACAAAUCCAUUCUUUAUUUGAAACUUCAACAUGUGUUGAUGCAGAGGAUAUUCACUGGAGAAACGUUGGGAGAAUUUUGGACCGGCUACCAGCGGGCUACCAGCUCAUACAUUUUCAUCGACGAAGCACAUUCGCUUGGGGGUACACCGACAUGGCAGCAGACAAAAUAAAGGAGGCUUAUGCUUUUGGAUUAAGGCAUGGAGCAAAUGAACUAGCGCAUUUCUACGAUGAAUGGGCGACUGCUGGCAGCUAUGAUAAGAUACUAUCAAAUGGUGGCUAUAAAGGACCUGCCGCUGUCGCUUCUAUACUCAACAGACUUGUGGAGGAUAAGACAAAGAAGAUUCUAGAUAUCGGAUGUGGAACAGGGUUGGUCGGUGAAGAGCUUGGCAAAGUGGGUUUCCUCAAUAUAUACGCAGUGGACCCAUCACAGGAAAGUCUCAACGUGUGUAAAACCAAGGGUGUCUACAAGGAGUUUGUUCACAGCUUCGUUGGACCUGCGCAAGUUCAUUUUGAAGAAAAUUCCUUUGAUGGAGCCGUAUCAAGCGGUACCUUUCUCCCUGGUCAUUGCGAUGGGACGUCGUUAAAAGAACUGGUUAGACUCGUUAAACCAGGAGGCGUCAUCGUAAUCACAACGAGGAAGACAUUUUAUACCGAGAAGCCAGGCGAAUGGAACUGGAGCGGUACGAAUGGCCCAUCCCAGGAGAAGCAGAUUGACUUCAACUACCGCGCCAUCUCAGAUGAGCUGGUGUCUUCCCGGCAAUGUUCUUUGGUCUUGGAGGAUAUUCCAGGUUAUUCGCAAGGGGUGAUGGGAUUGGCGAUGAUAUAUACGGUGCUUUAAUAUCACACAGGUCCAUCCCCCCUUGCCCGGGGGGGGGGGGGGGGGUGAAAGCGUCCUUGACCAUGUUGAGUACGUUUGACACCACUGAGUUUGUUAUAAAUUAUGUAACUUUCUGAACAUGCAUCUAAGAGAUUCUUUAUUUUCAUGCAGUUGAUGUAUUAUGUUUAGUUUCUUAUAAUAUGAGAUGUGAAAUCUAUAUUUUUAUAUACGGGUUCAUAUAUUCACAGCGGCUUUAUUUGAUUCCCGAUUCCUGUAUAUGUCAUGAAUAACUUACUGGACGUUCUGGCGAUCGACUUUGUCCAUCACCCCCCCUACGUAUGUCUCACACUUUAAUGCUUAGGUUCAUACUUCAUGCAUCUAUAAGAUCCUUUAUUUCAUGCCAUAGAUGUAUGAUUAGUACAAUUCAAUUCAUUUAUUAACCAUUCCAAUACAAUAUUCCAAUAAAUGUAGCAACACAUACAACAAAUAGGUAUGAUUUAUACAUUAAUGUAAAAAUAAUCAACGUAAUGGUAAGAGGCAACCAAAAAGAUUAAAAUCUUGUUGGCAGGUGCCCCUUUACAAGUAUUAAAUUUAACAUAAAUAAUCCAAUUCAAAUAGACGUAAUUAUCAUACAUUCACAUAUCAAACACAGAAUCACCCAUACCCAAUACACACCCAUGACCUCUUACACUCACACAAGAGAGAGAGAGAGAAGAGAGAGGGGGAGGAGAGUAUGUUUAGAAAAGGGAAAGGGAAUCAAUAUGAAUAACUACUAAUUAAUUGUCUUUUGAGUAAAAUUUUGAAUUAGGAGGCAGUUGAACAAGAACGAAUUAUAGUAUCUAAAUUGUUAUGAAUUCUAGUUUCUGCAUGUUUAAAAGAAUUAUUUGAUUAUUAGAGGUCAGUGGAAGAUGAAAAUGAGAAGCCGAACGAGCAUAAUACUGGUGAAAAUUAUUAUUUUAAUUAAAAAUAUCAUGUUAAUGUCUGCAUAAUACGGUACAGUACAUGGUGUAAUUAUUAGAAUACAACCCCCAAGCGGCAUUUUCUCUUUAAAGGUCAAGUCCACCCCAGAAAAUGUUGAUUUGAAUAAAUAGAGAAAAUCAAACUAGCAUAACGCUGAAAAUUUCAUUAAAAUCGGAUGUAAAGUAAGAAAGUUAUGACAUUCUAAAGUUUCGCUUAUUUUUCACAAAGCAUGCAGUGAUAUGCACAACUCAGUGACAUGCAAAUGAGACAGUCGAUGAUGUCCCUCACUAUAUCUUUUGUUUUUUAUUGUUUGAAUUAUACAAUAUUUCAUUUUUUAUAGACUUGACAAUAAGGACCAACUUGACUGAACCAUAUAGUAUUAAACAAUGCUAAUUCCACAUGUUCAGGAAGGAAUUAAUCGUUGUAUCUCUUGCCAAUGAGAAAAUCAGAUUAUUUCAUAUUUGACAUAAUAAAAUACAAAAGAAAUAGUGAGUGUAUGACGUCAUAGUCUCCUCAUUGGCAUACCAGCCAGGAUGUGCAUAUAACUGUUUUAUGAAAUUAAGCGAAACUUUAAAAUGUCAUAUCCUUUUUAUUUUACAUCCGAUUUUGAUGAAAUUUUCAGUGUUAUGCUUGUUGGAUUUUUCUCUUUUUAUUCAAAUCAACUUUUUGUUGGGGUGGACUUGUCCUUUAAAGACUCUGAAGGAUUCUGAUCAAAUUUUCAUUCUAAAAAAAUCGUUACCACUAUAUAUUCUUAAUUAUUAUUAUUUCUUAAAUUUCUUAUCUCUUUUUUAAAAUAAUUUUUUUUAAGUUUGGAUAUCGCCGGUGACAUAACAUAAUUAUCAAUACAUUAAUCGAUUUUAAUCGGCGGGGAUAAAAAGUAAUGAUUGAUUUAUUUAUUUGCUUUAUAGAAACAUGUCGCCUAUUUUGUUUUAAAAAGGUUCUUGUGUACCGGCAACGAAUAAAGCGAGCUUUAAUUCGAUAAAUAUAGUUAAUCUCCUGGCUUUGUUUUUGUAUUGUUUAUAUACAAAGUUCCUAUUAAAAAAAUAGUCGUGUACGUAUAUUUUUAUAAGUUAGACAAACAAAAACAUUCAUAAUGCACAUGAUGUUUAUAAAUUACCAAUGUCUUCUUCAUUCCUGUAGGCUGGUGUAUAUAGCUCAUGUUCAUGUUCAGCUAAGCAUCAUUAUCUUGAUAAUGUAUUCAUUCAAAGAGUAUUAGCCACAUAUACAUUUCUUUAUGACUUUACCAAUGUAUAACUUUCCCUUUGAUAGUAUUAGCGAUAGUGAAUUUAGAUGCCUGUUUGAUGAUUUCGAUACUUUUACGGAUUUAUCUCAAGCUGUAAGGGAUUUGAAUAACCUUGAAGUCCAUGAUGAUGAUGAUGAUAUUGCUAUAAAUCUGAUUUAAAUGUUGGGCAAAAAUAGUUCUUUGAUAUUGCUGACUGUAAAUAUUGGCUUAACGCUGAAUGAAAGUAGUUGCAGUAAAACACUGAUUUCGUGCGAAAGUCUGUAAAACCAAGGUUAAGUAUUACUAUAUCAUUGUGGAUCUAGAUCUGGUACAGUUACAUAAACUGAACUUUGUGAAAUCAUAAAAUCUAAGCUGAAAAACGAUCACACUGAAGAUCGCCAACACAGAUAGGCACACGUGGGACAGUGUAUUAUUAUUGCUGGAAUAAAGACCCGACGGAAGUGACCCGAAUCCGCACAUAUUUUGCUUCUUUCUCAUCAAUUACACAAUUUCUUCCAGAAUCCUUUGGCACAUUUUUUAUUCAUACAAACAGACACUUAGGUGGUCAUUAUAUUAGAUUAUGUAAAAAGUCAUUUUGAGAUCGUUACCACAACUGGCAUUUUUAAGGAUGAUUUUACUAAUUAUCUCGAUAAGGAAUUGGUGACGAGAAGCGCUUUUAGUUUAUUGCAUUUUAAUGCUAGAAACCUGAACAAAAAAUGUCAUGCUUUGAAUGAAUUUAUUUCCCAGCUAAAUAUGAAAUUUUCAGUUUGUGGUUUCAGUGAAACAUGGAUACACAAUAAUCCUACAAAGUUACAAAGCAAUCCCGUUCAUUUUUUUGUUCUACUUCUUUGCUUCCUCCUCCUUGAAAUGGAUGGGGGGCGAUCCCUAACAUUAUGAAUGUUUUCCCCAACAAAUUAUUUGAAAGAAAUUGUAGUUUUGUUUGUAUGUGGCAGCAAGAUAAAUUUUUUUUUCGAUGUCGUAUGUUUCUUUUCACCCUUUUCUAUCUUUUCGUUUCCUUUCCCUCUAUUUUUCCGUUUCCUUUCUCCUCCUUUUACCUUUUCCCUUCUCUUCCCCCUUCAUUUUAUCCCCCCUCUCCUUUCUUUUCCCCUUCCUUUCCUCUCCCCUCUCUUUCGUUUUCUCUCUCAUUUUCCAUUUCUCCCUUCUUCUUUUUGUUCUUUCCUUCAUGUUUUCUCUCUCUCCAUUUCCCUUUUUUCUUUCUCUCUAUUCCCACUUCCUUUUCAUUCCCUCUCCUUUCUUUUCUUUCUUCUUUUCUCUUCCCUUUUCUCCCCUCUCCAUCCAAUUCCUUUAUUGUCUCUCUUUUCCCUUCCUUUCCUUCUUUUCCUUCCUUUUCUUUCCCCUCCCCCUUUUCCUUCCUCUUCUCUCUCCCUUUCUCUCUUUUCCUUCCUUAGAAAAUUGGACCAAGUGGCGUGUAGAAGUAAUGAAUGUUAGACUAUUUAAAAAUUAGACAAAGUGGAAAUUAGCCGAAAUGGACAUUAGACCAUCUGAAGAUUAGACCAAGUGAUAUUAGACCAAUCGCCAGUAAACCCUCUAAAAGGGGUGGAAAUUCGCAUUUGAGAAGGGUUUCUCGGGGCAUGUCUUGGAGUUCAUUUCAAUCGAGUGUACGUGUAUUUGGAUUGCGUCUAAUUUUCGAAUGUCUACUCUUAUUAAUAAAUGGACAAGUCUAACCUAAAA
Lytechinus pictus (painted urchin) is the source of this 4778-nucleotide messenger RNA. RefSeq lists its product as uncharacterized. The transcript has 5 exons. Gene Ontology annotation, molecular function: S-adenosylmethionine-dependent methyltransferase activity. NCBI's taxonomy places the organism in Eukaryota, Metazoa, Echinodermata, Echinoidea, Temnopleuroida, Toxopneustidae. The coding region runs from base 38 to 925 and encodes 295 amino acids. The record is from RefSeq and is a predicted model, not a curated record.